AUGUCAGCAUCUGAAUCUCUUGAUCCUUAUCAGUUCCUCCAAAUCGUCCUUAAUCCAGAUGGAACUCUCACUCGCCUCAUUGAUGUUCCACGAACAUCUCCCACACCUGAUCUCAAACUUCCUGUCUCUGUUCUCACCGAAGAUCUAACCAUUAACCAAUCACACGCCACCUGGGUCCGAUUAUUCCUCCCCUGCAAAGCACUGAAUCAUCAUCCCUCUAACAAGCUCCCUCUCAUCGUUUUCUUCCACGGAAGUGGCUUCGUCAUUCUCAGCGCCGCUUCGACCAUUUUCCACUACUUCUGUUCCACCAUGGCCAACGACAUCGAAGCAGUGGUGGCAUCCGUGGAGUACCGCCUUGCCCCAGAACACCGGUUGCCAGCGGCGUAUGACGAUGCCGUGGAGGCGCUCCACUGGAUCAAAAUCAGCCCUGAUGAUUGGCUAAGAGACUUCGUUGACUAUUCCAAUUGCUACGUGAUGGGGAAUAGUGCAGGUGGUGCAAUCGCCUACAGUGGAGGCCUGCGUAUAACCAAUGAAGCUAAGGAUCUUGAACCGAUGAAGAUAAAAGGGAUGAUGCUGCGUCAACCAUUUUUCGGUGGGAUUCAGAGGACGGAGUCAGAAGUGAGGAGAAGAAUCCUGUUUUUUCUGGUGUGUGUGAGCGACUUGAUGUGGGAUCUGGCGUUGCCAGUGGAUGUGAACCGUGAUCACGAGUGCUGUAAUCCAACGGUGGGGAAUUGGCUGGAGAAGAUGGGGAAGAUAAGAGAGGUGGGAUGGAAGGUGAUGGUGAGUGUGAAUGGAGGGGAACCACUGGUUGACAGAGAAAGAGAGUUGGCGAGAUUAAUGGAGGAGAAGGGAGUGAAGGUGGUGAUUGAUUUUGAAGAUGGUGUUCAUGGGGUUGAGCUCAUUGAUGCUGCCGAAGGUUCGAGACUCGUUGGGGCCUUCAAGCAAUUUAUCUCAUCAUCAUCAUCAGUGGCUUAA
Prosopis cineraria is the source of this 975-nucleotide messenger RNA. Its product is annotated as carboxylesterase 1-like. Gene Ontology annotation, molecular function: hydrolase activity. NCBI's taxonomy places the organism in Eukaryota, Viridiplantae, Streptophyta, Magnoliopsida, Fabales, Fabaceae. Bases 1 to 975 code for a protein of 324 amino acids. The record is from RefSeq and is a predicted model, not a curated record. The transcript has a single exon.